AUGGGCAAUAGUGUGCUCAGGCGAUACCGGACACAGCCAGAGGCCAACAACAAUGAUGCAUGGCGCAAGCCAAAGGCAUCGAAGGCCAACGCUGCCAAAGACAAGGACAAGGCUCCGCUACCUGCGGAUGGCUCAAAGGUGGCACAGACUUGGCUCAGAGCUGGAGUCAAGAGUGUUGCUACCACUGCCCCAAGCGGAGGAGCCCAUUCUUCAAAGUCUGCACCGGACAAGGAAGAUGAUGACGACCUUGCAGAAUUUUCCAACUUGGCCGAUGCUGCAAACAAGGCGUGGGAGAAGACCAAAGAAACCGCGGUGAAGGUCGAGUGCUGA
Durusdinium trenchii is the source of this 330-nucleotide messenger RNA. The record is from the annotation of a GenBank genome assembly. Lineage: Eukaryota; Dinophyceae; Suessiales; Symbiodiniaceae.